AUGGGGCCCCCGGGCAAUAGGGGAUCAUGGGGCCCCUGUGUCCUUGCCCAAACUCAAAAAAGCCUAUGAAAAAGGGUCACUGGGUGUGUACAUCCUCAAAUGCCAAAUCCAGCCUAUGUAAUCUUUCAGAUCUUCUCUAGCUGAAGUUUAUGAGAAAAAGCUCAGGUUGCAAUCAGGGGCGGACUGACAACUCAUGGGGCCCCUGGGCAAUAGGGGAUCAUGGGGCCCCUGUGUCCUUGCCCAAACUCAAAAAAGCCUAUGAAAAGGUACCAUGGGGCAUCUCAUGGGGCCCCCUACUGACCCUGGGGGCCCUCGGGCAGUGCCCGAGUUUCCAAAUGGUCAGUCCGCCCCUG
This is a messenger RNA of Staurois parvus, 353 nucleotides long. Lineage: Eukaryota; Metazoa; Chordata; Amphibia; Anura; Ranidae. The record is from the annotation of a GenBank genome assembly.